AUGACGACGUACGACCGACACUCGUCAUUUGACUCGCCCCAACGAACCGGUCGCCACGUUCCUCUCCGCGAUAACAGAUCUGGAAUGCUCACCGGUGUCGCCACUGCUUCUGACUCUCGCGCCGACGUUUCCAACCCCUACUUCGACGAAAACGCCUCCUCCACCCGAUACGAAGGCCAUGGCGGCUCGUCCACCCCCAACGGCUCCUACUCCCCUGGCCUGCGCUCCUCGGUCGCCAAGCAGGCCAAUGCCGACGGCUUCGAGGUUCAAGGCCAGGGCGAUGUCCAGAUGCAGGCAUUUUCCGACGGCUUGCCUCCGCCUCCUCCCGUACAACACUCAUGGCACCGCAUAGACUCCUGGGCUGAGGAGAACUACUUCGAGCUCUUUGACCAGCUUGGCGAGGGCUGCACCAUCAACGACCUCAACGACCUUGAACACCAGCUCGACUGCUCCCUCCCUCAGGAUGUCCGCGACUCCCUCAUGGUCCACGAUGGUCAAGAACGCGGUGGCACACCCACCGGUAUCAUUUUCAGUGGUAUGCUCAUGGAUGCCGAGGAGAUUGUUCAAGAGUGGGAGACUUGGAGACGCGUCAACGAGCAGUACUUGUUAGACGCUGCCAACAACCGCCCUGUUCCUCGUCCCUCCAGCCAGGACAACGGUGAGAGCUCAUCGCGUCAGCGACCUCCUUCUUCCUCGUCCAAUCCCGACGCCUGGCAAGAAAACCUGCUUCAGAAGCAGGAUUGCGUGCCCCCCAACAGCAUUCGAAAGGCUUACGCGCAUGCCGGCUGGAUUCCCCUUGUUCGCGACUGGGGUGGCAACAAUUUGGCUGUUGACCUGGCGCCUGGUCCUGCUGGCCGUUGGGGUCAGAUUAUCCUCUUUGGCCGCGACUAUGACACCAAGUACGUAGUCGCCCGUUCAUGGGGCGCCUUCCUUGCCCUUAUCGCCGACGACCUCAACUCGGGCAAGUGGUAUGUCGACGAGGAUACCAACGAGCUCAAGCUUCGAGAAUUCAAGGAGACCCGCAUCGAGCCGUCGUACUUUAACAUCUUGCGAUGGCGCAUGGAUCAAAAGCACGGCCGCCGUGCCGCUGCUGCUGCCGCUGGCAAGAGGAGGUCUAUGGCAUCCCCCAAGGCUGGAUCGCCCCUCGGCAGCCGGUCUGCCUCGCCGUACAUGAGCCCCGUGGACGGACCCAACGGCGACGCGCGCGGUCGGUCUAUGCAGCGGCCGAAAGCUUCGUCGCCGCUGACAAGUCCUGGGCGUCGCGGAUUUGGAAAGCCCCCGCCUCUGAGUAGGGUGACAGAGGAGAUGGUGAUGCCCAUCCUGCGCGACGCCGAGAUUGAGCCCUCGACGCUUGUCGAGGUGGACGAGGAGCCCGACUCACCUGGAAGCAGCAAUGGCCUCAAGAGCCCCGUCAGCGCGACGACGAGUACACCGCUGACGAGCCGGCGGCGCGACUCAAAUCUGACGCGAGACAAGGAAAACGAGCCUCCGAAGGCCAACGGCAAGCAGCCCGAGACUGUCGACGGCGCGAUGAAGACGAUUGAGAUUUGA
This is a messenger RNA of Cordyceps fumosorosea ARSEF 2679, 1551 nucleotides long. Its product is annotated as Cell wall assembly/cell proliferation-coordinating protein. The record is from RefSeq and is a predicted model, not a curated record. NCBI's taxonomy places the organism in Eukaryota, Fungi, Ascomycota, Sordariomycetes, Hypocreales, Cordycipitaceae. The transcript has 2 exons. Gene Ontology annotation, cellular component: mating projection tip. The coding region runs from base 1 to 1551 and encodes 516 amino acids. Gene Ontology annotation, biological process: regulation of fungal-type cell wall biogenesis; cell wall biogenesis.